GACGGGGAGACUCUGACGAUGUUGGGGCGUCCGCUCAGGUUUCCCCGCACCCACACCCCUUCUGUCACCCCUGCAAGUGCAGGGAGGACAGGCGGGCAGAGAAGAAGUAAAAGUUUGCAAAACAUCUUCUGGCCACUUUGUCAGCUGGACGGGAUGAGCAGUGUGAAAAGCCAGUGGAUGUGAAGAAGAGUAAGUCCUGUGAGGCUGACAUCCCCACCGAUCUUCGAAAAGAAGUAGAAAGUCAUUACAGGCUUUCUCUGCCAGAAGAUUUCUAUCACUUCUGGAAGUUCUGUGAAGAACUCGAUCCUGAAAAGCCAGCUGAUUCACUUUCUCUAAGCCUUGGACUUCGAUUAGUGGGUCCUUAUGAUAUCCUUGCCGGGAAACAUAAAAUGAAGAAAAGGUCAGCUAGCCUGAAUUGUAACCUUCACUGGCGAUUCUACUAUGAUCCUCCAGAGUUCCAGACCAUUAUCAUCGGAGACAGUAAAACCCAAUUCCACAUGGGCUAUUUCAGGGAUUCUCCUGAUGAACUUCCUGUGUUUGUUGGUACAAAUGAAGCAAAGAAAAAUUGUGUAAUUGUUCCAAAUGGUGAUAACGUGUUUGCUGCAGUCAAAUUAUUUUUGAUGAAAAAACUGAAAGAAGUAACAGAUAAAAAGAAAAUUAGUCUCUUGAAAAACAUAGAUGAGAAACUCACAGAAGCAGCCAGAGAACUGGGGUUCUCGCUGGAGCAGAGAACUGCAAAGAUGAAACAGAGAGAUAAGAAAGUUGUGACAAAGACCUUUCAUGGUGCAGGCUUGGUUGUUCCAGUAGAUAAAAAUGAUGUUGGAUACAGAGAGCUCCCAGAAACAGAUGCCAACCUCCGGAGAAUCUGUAAGACCAUCGCUGAGGCCCCUGGUGACGAUGAGAGACUGAAAGCUUUCGCGCCCAUUCAGGAAAUGAUGACUUACGUGCAGUUUGCUAACGAUGAGUGCGAUUACGGGAUGGGGCUUGAGCUGGGGACGGACCUUUUCUGUCACGGUUCCCACAAAUUAUCGAGGGUCACCUGGCAGACAGGAGGAGAGACGAUGUGGACCAGCUUGCAGUGUAAGCGAGGGCACCUCUCUGGUGCCCAGGACUGGAAGCAUUCGUGUGGAACUUGUUUUUUAAGGGAUACUGAAAAUAAACUGACGGAAACAUUUACUAAAACCUCUUACAAAGCUCCCCUGGCCCGGCUUGCUUUCUCUCACACACAAUUGGACCCUGUGUGGUGCCACCUUAGUGCCAUGCGGACCACAACCACUGCUGUCCUCUACAGUGUCACAGGAGUCAUCACUGAUGCCUGAGGACGAGCCCCCCGUCUUCUCCGCCCGGAGCCCUGAUGCAUGAUUCACAAGGGAGACAAGGAAUUUCUUUCCGAGACAGUGAUCAGAAGGCAGGGGUGUGCUCAGAGCACGAGCCCGGGCCCCUCCCUGGAGGUGGCACUCUGCUGGCUCUGCCCAUACUCGGCACUCAGUGUAGCCUGGUGUGUGUCAGUCGGGUGUAUAACCAACCUACCACGGGUUUGGACUUUAGUUUUCCAUUGGAUUUCCAGUUCUGUGGGUAGCUGUAUUUUACCAGAUGCAGAUCCUUCCUAAACCUGACAAAAAAAAAAAUCCUGCACCUUAAAGCUCAGAGCCAACUGUGCAGUGCAAACUGUGGACGGGGCCAAAAAGCCCAUUAUCAGUGUUUCCCUCAUAGGAGGGAGGCUGGAGGUCGAAAAGCCCUCAGGUCACCUAGUUUACCCCAUUUUGUGGAAGACUGAUCUGACCUGCCUCCUUAAAGCAGGUGGGAGGUACUUACCUUUAUGACGAAAGGUGAGGACACACUUGGUCAGGAUUUUCAAUAUGGGUCCAUGUCUUAACUCCUGCUCAGACUGUGAGCAUCAUAAGGACAUGACAUCAGGAGUAGGUCCCUCUCAGUUACACAAGCUCCUGAAUGUAUAUGGAUUUGUUAAAUACCAAGUAUCUACACUGGAGUUCCCAUGGUGGCACAGUGGAAACAAAGCCAACUAGAAGCCAUGAGGAUGUUG
Molecule: messenger RNA, 2044 nt
Organism: Phacochoerus africanus (Common warthog)
Lineage: Eukaryota; Metazoa; Chordata; Mammalia; Artiodactyla; Suidae
Product: histone PARylation factor 1
Exons: 8
Coding region: 390-1319 (309 amino acids)
Biological process (GO): regulation of protein ADP-ribosylation; DNA damage response
Cellular component (GO): nucleus
Molecular function (GO): histone binding; poly-ADP-D-ribose binding
Source: RefSeq, a predicted model, not a curated record